UCUAGUCUUCCUCGGUCGUCGCCGCGCCAGUCACGGUGAGGCGUUUGCGACGAGCGCGACGAGCAUCGUCGUUAUCGCCGCCGCCGCCGCAGGCCGCAGCAGCAGAGCGGGAACAACACGGCCGCGCAACAAUGGCGAUGGGCAAGGGGUUUCGCGUCUACGAGAAGCUGGACUCGCCCAAGCCGCACUCGGUCAUACUCGAGCAGCGGGCCCGCAAGGAGACGCUGCUCUUCGAAUCGCAGGCGAUCGCGGUCCUUUCCGCCGAGGAGCACGAGUUCCUGAAGCCCAAGUACACGAAGUUGCUGGACGCGUACGGAUGCCUGGGCGUCCUGCAGCUGAACGCGGGCGAGAACACUCUGCUCUACCUCGUACUGGUCACCGGAUGCUUCUCCGUCGGCAAGAUCGGCGAGUCGGAGGUGUUCCGAAUAACGCAGUCGAGCUUCGUGCCCCUGUUCUACAGCCAGGGGACGGAGGACCGCGUGUCCGAGGUCAGGAAGGUCCUCAACUCCGGGACAUUCUACUUUUCCUGGUCCGCCGGCCAGGAGUGGCUCGACAUCACCCUGAGCGCUCAGAGAAGAUGCAAAUCGACGACCACGGAUAACAGGUUCUUCUGGAAUCGGAUGUUGCACAUUCAUCUAUUGAGAUACGGCGUGGACACGAGUCAGUGGUUGUUGAAAGCCAUGUGCGGCAGCGUAGAGAUUAGAACUGUCUACGUUGGAACCAGACAGGCUCGAGCGGUGCUCAUGUCGAGAUUAAGCUGCGAACGUGCCGGCACUAGAUUCAAUGUUAGAGGAACCAAUGACGACGGACAUGUAGCAAAUUUCGUGGAAACGGAACAGGUGAUCUACAUAGACAACGAAGUGACGUCUUACGUUCAGACGAGGGGCUCGGUACCGCUGUUCUGGGAGCAGCCUGGUAUACAGGUUGGUUCCCACAAGGUGAAGAUUUCACGCGGCUUCGAGACCUCCGCGCCCGCCUUCGACAGGCACCUAGACAUGAUCAAGAAGCGGUACGGCCAGCAAGUUAUCGUCAACCUCCUCGGUUCCAGCCUGAUCGGCAGCAAGGAGGGGGAAGCGAUGUUGAGUCAAUUGUUUCAAACCCAUCACAGUAUGUCGGAACACAAGGAUGUGCCGCACGUCCUGUUCGAUUAUCAUCAAGAGUGUCGCGGCGGUAACAUGAAAAAUCUGUUGAAGCUGAAGGCAAAGGUCGAAAGGUACCUCGAGUCGUUCUCGCUGUUCUACGCGGCCGGCAAUACCGUAAUUCUCGAGCAGACCGGCACCAUCCGGACAAACUGUCUGGACUGUCUGGACCGGACAAACUGCGUGCAGACGUUCUUCGCGCUCGAGAUGCUGGCCAAACAGAUGGGCCUGUUGAAGCUGAUGGAGAAACAGCAGAUGGUCUCGAGAUUCGAGGAAGUGUUUCGUCAGAUGUGGAUCAACAACGGCAACGAGGUCAGCAAGAUAUACGCGGGAACCGGCGCCAUCCAGGGCAGUUCCAAGCUGAUGGACGGCGCGAGAUCGGCGGCCAGAACGAUACAGAAUAAUUUACUGGACUCCAACAAGCAGGAGGCGAUCGAUAUUCUAUUGUUAGGCUCGACGUUGAAUACAGAACUGGCCGACAGGGCACGUCUAUUGUUGCCAUCCAACAUGCUACACGCCGCGCCGAAUCUCUUGCGGGAGGUGUGCAAGCGCUAUAACGAGUACGUGGACACGAUGAAUCUCAGGGUGAGCAUCGGUACUUACAACGUUAACGGGGGCAAGCAUUUUAGAAGCGUAGUUUAUAAGGAUGUGUCCCUAGCCGACUGGUUAUUCGAUGGGCCGGGCAAAUCUUCGUCCUUGGUAUCUGUACAGCAGCAGGACAACGUUCCCGUGGAUAUAUUCGCGAUAGGAUUCGAAGAGAUCGUCGACUUGAACGCCAGUAAUAUCAUGGCCGCCAGCUCGGACAACGCCAAGGCUUGGGCGGACGAGCUGCAGAAGGUGCUGUGCAAGGACACGGAGUACGUCCUCGUGACGUAUCAGCAGCUGGUCGGCGUCUGCCUGUACCUAUUCAUACGACCCGUGCACGCGCCGUAUCUGCGGGACGUGGCGGUGGACUGCGUGAAAACGGGUUUGGGAGGCGCCACCGGGAACAAGGGCGCCGCGGCGAUCAGAUGCGUGCUGUACUCCACGUCCUUCUGCUUCGUGUGCGCUCACUUCGCCGCCGGUCAGUCCCAGGUGAACGAACGUAACGCCGACUACGCCGAGAUCACGAGGAAGAUAACGUUUCCCAUGGGUAGAACCCUCAACACUCACGACUACGUGUUUUGGUGCGGCGACUUCAACUAUAGGGUCGAUAUGGACAGAGACGACAUGAAGGAAUUGAUCAAGCAAAACGAAUUCGACCAAAUACUGCAAUACGACCAAUUGAGGGUUCAACAGGAACAAGGCAACGUCUUUAAGAACUUCCAGGAAGGACCAAUAACUUUCGCUCCUACGUACAAGUAUGAUCUGUUCUCGGAUGAUUACGACACCAGCGAGAAGUGUCGUACGCCCGCAUGGACGGACAGAGUUUUGUGGAAGCGUAGAAAGCAGAUACCCGAUAUUGACUCGCCUACAGAUUGGAAUUCAGGGAAGCUCGUUUAUUACGGUAAGGCGGAAUUGAAGCAGAGCGAUCAUCGACCAGUACUCGCGACGAUUGAUAUAGACGUGCACUGCGUCGAUUCCGAGAAGCGCGAGCGCGUGUUCAAGGAAGUGAUACAGGAUCUGGGUCCACCCGACGGCACGAUAAUAGUCAAGGCGGUGGAGGACGUCGAGGACAUGGACAGCGUGUUCGACAAUAAUCUUAUGUUCGCGCUGAUACAGGAUCUGUCUCACAUCGGCGAAGCGAUCUUGGUGCGUUACGUCGGCGAGACUAUCUGGGUGACGUUCAGGGACGGCCAGUGCGCCCUGGCCGCGGCGAAGAAGGGCAUGACGCAGGUGUGCGGUCAGACGUUGAAAUUAUCGCUGAAAUCGCCCGACUGGGUGGAGCAAAUCGAGAAGGAGAUCGAGAUCUGCAGCAACACCACCGUGGCCCAGUUCACGGCGGAUUCGCCAUUGAGAAGUCCCAUGCAACGAUUGGAACAGUUGGAGAUCGCCGAGCGGCCGUCGCCCAGCCGGGGCAGUCCGAACGGCGUAAUGCCACCGCCGAGACCAGCGCCACCGGGUCGACCCUCCCAGCCACCGAAGAGUCCCGCUCACGAGCGAAAGCAGGUACCGCGAGCCGGCGUCUUCAGUGUGAUCCCCAGCCAGUUUGCGCGUCCGGUGACGCCUCCGGUUGCGGAUGCAGUGGAGGAUGAUCGGCAAGACGAGAGACUGUCCCCGGACUCUGCCAUCUACGAGGAAAUACCCGACGGCUCGCCCAGCUAUCCUGUACCAAAUCGACCGCCGCCGCCGUUGCCGCGUAUGGACGGCGCUCAGGAACCACUGAGCAGACCACCGCCCAGCUCGGUGCCUCCCCCGUUGCCGCACAGACAAGCCCCGCCACCUCCGCAGCAUCCACCGCCGAGCUUACCCCCGACAAACGCUCCACCGCCCGUUCCAGCGAGAACCACCGGUGGGCCGCCUAUUCCAGCCAGGAAUCCUCACUAAAACAGGGACGCAAGUAGAUAGGAUGCAUAAAUGAGACGCAUAUCCUGUUAUAGGCCAGACUUCCGCCGUACGUUUUAGUAUUAAUCUAGUACGUGUGAUUAUUUAUGAGAUUAAACGACGAGACGACGGUAGUCGACGAGUCUUCACUUCCAAACUGACGAUGAGUUCUAGAUCCGCGUAGCGUAGUUAGGAGUCCCCCCCCCUGUAUCUGUUCUGUGAUUACUCUGAAAGUGAUUGGUAGUCGUCACGAAUCGGAAGUAAUUGCAAGUUAUUUUCGAUCUCCGAUCGCGCGUGCGUAAUUAAUUGUAGAUUUGUACUCGUAGAUCGUUCUUGAGCUUAUCGAACACCGUAUUUUGCGUUUCCACGUUGGUGAUAAUAUAAUCAUGUUGAUCUGUUCUCGCGCGAUGGCGCGUGGGAGCCCAUUGUUUUCGCUCCGGAUGUUUAAAGCGGCGCAAAUGGCUAUUGUUUCGAAAAUCUAAUCGAUUUAUAACUGUUGACGUGUUCUGUUUACACAGAAUUUAAAAUGUAUAUUCAGAGCCCGUUGAAAUCGUAAAAUUAUAUAUCACGAACACGUUAAUGUAAUCAUCAGAGUUUAAACGGCGAGAUACUUGCGGUAAUAAUGUUAUAGUUGUCACUGCUUGUAUUGUAUUUAAUAACUUAAGAUGUAAACUCUCAAUGUUAGAAUCACUUUUGAGGUUUAGGAGUCUCUUCGCGGCAUCUCAGUAGCGUAAAACUACCAAAAAAUAUACAACUACGGUAAGACGAGGAGCGAACUUAAUUUUACAACCAAUCGUGUGUACAGCAUGACGCGGCAGAGGGAAAAGAGGUAGACUCAAACACAACAGUAUUCUCACGGAUGUGAGGUAAGAUAUUUUCUUAUAAUUAUCCACCUGAAAUUCCCCUUUCUCGCACGCGGUGCUGAAGGUGGCUAAUUCAACUAAUUUAAGGUCAUCCUGUAAUUAUACGUUUCGUCUUACAUUUCUCUCUCUUUUUUCUCUUAUUUUAAAGUUCCUAUACUUUGCAUUCCAUUAAAAUUUGUGAAAUGUCCGUCCCCAUGGGUCCAACGCCCGCCUAUAUAUUUUUUUAAUCUUUAUUUUUAUUCUCCAGGGAACAUAGUAUCGCGUUUCCUAUUCUGCGUGAUACAGAUAUCCUGCGAUUUCGACCGUCACGUUAUUUAUGGAGUGAACAACGAAUGUGAAUUAAGUGAAGAAUGAAGUUCGUACACUCGCGUCAUAAUUUACGAGAAAAUAUGUAUGAUAUGGCAGUCAAGAUGCUAAUUUAUAGGUAUUUCCCAGCAAGGUAUCAUAGACGAAACGGUGCAACAUUGUGCUCAACACGAAGUGUUUCGACUGUAACAAUGUCGCACUGCUCGCUACACUGUAAAACUCUAACUACAAGCGUAUAAAAUGUCCUCGAUAUCCUCCCAACGUUUCAAAGAAGUUUACGUUUAACGUGAAUGUGCUCGUUUUUAAUAUAAAUGUGCAAUUAAAAAAUUUUUUAAUUCUCUAAAUUUCCGUUUCCUUUUUACUAAAAGAUAAAAAUGCUCGAGAUAAAAGCUGUUGUGUAACAAGUGUUAUAUUAUACUGCAGUUUUUAUUAUAUUAAAAUAAAUGACUAACAAGAAAAAAAAUCUGUAAACUGUGGCGAGAUAUUUUCAGAAACUAAGCCUUCCCAACUGUUUCAAAUAUCAUGCACGACGCGAUGUUGUCUUGCUGGGAAAUACCCAUUAUAAAUUGUAUAUACUCCUGUUUAACCCGCCCUUAAUUCUCAUCACUUCCAGUUCAGUUACGUAAAAGUGGCUCUAAUCGCGAGAAAGCGGACGUAAAUAUACGUGUAAAUUAAUAUAAUAAAGAUGGUGUAGAGCAAAUGUAAAGAAAAAAUUCUUUCCGAUGCACACUUAUAAUACAUGUACAAUACGGGUUUCGUCCUGCACCUCGGUAACGCGCACUUUUUCACGCUUGCGUGCGUAGUUGAUGCGUUUUAUCAAUUAGAUCGAUCCUCACCUGUACAAGAUGUAAAACAUUGGACAUGUGUAUAUAUGUAUUGAAUGGUCUAAUAAAGAGAUCAGUCGGGAACGGAAAAGCAAGUCGGCUC
Messenger RNA from Vollenhovia emeryi, 5698 nucleotides. It is a transcript of the gene Synj, whose product is annotated as synaptojanin-1. Gene Ontology annotation, biological process: synaptic vesicle endocytosis; phosphatidylinositol dephosphorylation. NCBI's taxonomy places the organism in Eukaryota, Metazoa, Arthropoda, Insecta, Hymenoptera, Formicidae. Gene Ontology annotation, molecular function: nucleic acid binding; phosphatidylinositol-4,5-bisphosphate 5-phosphatase activity. The record is from RefSeq and is a predicted model, not a curated record. The transcript has 7 exons. The coding region runs from base 132 to 3605 and encodes 1157 amino acids.